Panicum hallii is the source of this 1134-nucleotide messenger RNA. RefSeq lists its product as uncharacterized. The transcript has a single exon. Lineage: Eukaryota; Viridiplantae; Streptophyta; Magnoliopsida; Poales; Poaceae. The record is from RefSeq and is a predicted model, not a curated record. Bases 195 to 848 code for a protein of 217 amino acids.
CAAACUCCAUGCCAAAACACACAGGUCCUUGGAUGCAUACACAGUUCAUUGCACACUACCAGUACUAGCAACAAGCAAUCACCAGCUGCACCAGGAGUUCUUGAUCUCUCAUUUGCAUAGCUAGCAUUGAGGAGGGGACGGAAGCGGGGAAGUAGCUGCAUUUUCUUGCAUUGGCCGUGGAUUGGGGAUCGAAGAUGAAGAAGGCGACCAGGUACAUGAAGCAGCUCUUCGCCGCCGUCGUGGCGGCGGUGAAGUCCACGGCGGUGGGCACCAGGGCCAGCUCCCUGCGGACGCGGCUCAUCGUGCUCGGCAUCAUGCGCAACAAGAAGCUACUGCUGAGCGCCAUCCAGAGCAAGAUCCACGCCAUCAUGGGCGGCAGCGGCCAGGGCGGCCACAGCAAUGCGGUGGCCACCCACGGCGGCGGCGAGGGCGGUACGACGACUGAGGGCGCAGUACGUGGAGGCGCCGGCGGGCGCCUGCUCCUCGGAGGCGGCAGGAAGGCCGCCGUGCUGCAGAGCCUGCCGAGCUUCGUGGUGGAGCAGGAGAGCAGGGCCGUCGUGCUCAGCAGCCUGCCGAGCUUCGCGCUCGAGCGGGACGGCGGCGCGGGCCUGGCCCGCUCGCCGCUGGCCGGCGGGGAGGAGGUAGUGGAAUACAACGACGGCAGCUGCGAGAAGCAGGCGAUCGCAGCCGCCGCCGCCGCGGGGUCGGCGGUGGAGGGGGAGUUCCGGCUGGAGGACGAGAUCGACCGCGUGGCGGACGUGUUCAUCCGGCGGUUCCACGACCAGAUGAAGCUGCAGAAGCUCGAGUCCUUCAAGAGGUUCUGCGAGAUGCUCGAGAGGGGCGCCUGAUCAUCCAUCCAUGUCCAUGCACAUGAUGGCCCCUGCUACUGAUGACUACUCCUACUGAUCAACUAAUCGACCGCAUGCUUGCGUGGUAACGGUCGAUCCAACCUAAUUAACUAAGGAAGAGAUUGGGGGUGUAUCUAUUACCUAGAAUAAGUGACAAGAAAAUCGAGCUCGUUUCUUGGAGUAAAAUUGGAGGGUGUCAUGGGCUGGAGAGAGAUGUACUCAUGUUCUUGUUUUUUUAAUGGAGAUUUGAGCUUUCUCCUUCGGAAUUAGAGCUCUCGAUCCUGAC